CACACACAACACCCCCCCACCAACUACUUAUUUAGACACCGCCCACCACUUCCAAUAGGCCAUUAGAUCUCUUCACACCCUCACCUGACACCUCCUCCUCCUCCACCAUCUUCUUCUUCUUCUUCUUUUGCUUUCAAAUUCUCACUCCAAAGUUCUUUCUUCUUUUCGAAACAAUAAAAACCAAAAACCAUUCUACCCCAGUCACCAAAAUGCCUGAAAAAGCUUUAGAGAUCCAACCAAUUACUAUUACAACACCCACUCCAAACUCACCAAUGGCCACUCCUCCUCCUCCACCACCCUGUCGCACUUCAGCAACUCCAGACUCACCAAUAAUGACCACUCCUCGUAGAAGAGCUCUUCACAGACUCACGGGUUUCACCCGCUCUUUGAGUUGCAGGAGGAAGAGGGCACCAAGUGGACGUAGGAUGUGUCCCGUUGACCAACAGGAUGACUUCCAGCAAGCAAGCACUCACUGUCUCACAUCUUACUACAGUGUGUUUGUCGUUCGCCUUGCUAUCAUGAUUAUGCUUGCCAUUCUGAUUGGCAUGUUAACUGUUCUAACAUGGCAUUUCACUAAAGUUUACACUACUAAAUCCCUCGACACUUUGGCUUAUGGGCUCCGUUAUGAACUUCUACAACGACCCAUCUUGCGUAUGUGGAACAUAUUAAACUCCACAUCUGAAAUUACCACUGCCCAAGUCAAGCUGUCUGAGUAUGUCUUGAGAAAAUACAGUAGUCCGGUGACUCAGGCGAAUCCGACGUCUCAGGCACAACUAGUUGAGCUCUAUGAAACCAUGAAGGCUGUAACAUGGUCACUGUUUCAAAGCCGUAAAGCACUUAAUGCAAUAACCAUAAACUAUAGAAAUGGUUUUGUUCAGGCGUUCCAUAGAGAUCACAGGAGUAACAACACAUUCUACAUUUACUCUGAUCUCUCAAAUUAUUCAAUCAGUGCAGGUAUGUACUCACGUCAAGGUUGGAAUGAUCAAUCCAUAAAAGGCAAUAUUUCUGCCAUUUGGUAUCGAGAACCACUUGAUCCCAACACGGGGAUCAAGAUUGGCAAAGCAAAGCCUAUCCCUGCAGACGAUCUUAUCAAUAUUGCAGGCCUUUCACAAGUGCCUGAUGGUGCGGCCACGUGGGAUGUUGCAGUUAGCAAGUACACUGAUUCACCGCUGCUUUCAGCAGCAUUACCAGUUUUUGGCCCUUCCAAUCAAAGCAUUGUGGCUGUUGUGGGUGUCACCACAGCACUUUCUAGUGUAGGCCAGCUUAUGAAAGAGCUGGUAGAAGUGCACAGUGGCCACAUAUAUUUAACUUCCCAGGAGGGUUACUUGCUAGCCACGUCAACUAAUGCUCCAUUGUUAGCAAAUACAUCAAUGGGCCCGGAGCUUGUGAUGGCUGUUGAUUCUCAAGACCAUGUGAUACGAAAAGGGGCAAGGUGGCUGCAGGCGAUUUAUGGAAAUAAGCUUCCUCCUGGCCACGUUGUCCACAUUGAGCAUGCUAAACUGGGAAAGGAGGAUUACUACAUAGACUCCUUCUUUCUGAACCUGAAGAGACUGCCCAUUGUGGGUGUCAUCAUUAUACCACGGGAAUACAUAAUGGGGAAGGCUGAUCAGAGAGCCUUCAAAACUCUAAUUAUUUUGAUAUCUGCAUCAGUAUGUAUUCUCAUCAUAGGAUGCUUAUGCAUUUUGAUAUUGACAAAUGGAGUCUCCAAGGAAAUGAAAUUGAGAGCAGAACUAAUUAGUCAUUUGGAUGCAAGAAGAAGGGCUGAGGCCUCCAACAACUACAAAAGCCAGUUCCUAGCAAACAUGAGUCAUGAACUUCGAACACCAAUGGCGGCCAUUAUCGGCCUUCUGGACAUCGUGAUAACUGAUUCAAGCCUUGCCAGUGAACACUAUGCUUCUUUGACUCAAAUAAGGAAAUGCUCCUUGGCUCUACUGAGGCUGCUGAACAACAUAUUGGACCUGAGCAAGGUGGAAUCUGGAAAGCUGGUCUUGGAAGAAGCUGAUUUCAACUUGGGCCAGGAACUGGAAGGAAUUGUUGACAUGCACUCUGUGCAGUGUAUAAACCAGGAUGUGGAGUUAGUUUUAGAUCUCUCUGAUGAUAUGCCAGAGACAUUCCGAGGCGACUCUGCUAGAUUUGUAGAGAUAUUUUCAAAUCUUAUUAGCAACUCUAUUAAGUUCACAAAAUCGGGUCAUGUUAUUGUCCGCGGAUGGUGUGAGAACUGGAAUGCUUUUGAAGAUUCCGGGAAGUCUCUGCUUGAGCAGAAAAAAUCAUGGUGUGCUCUUAGAUCGAAGUUCAAGCAGCAGACUAAUUAUGUGAAGAAGACCUGCAAAAAGGAAAACAAGAUGAUUCUUUGGUUUGAAAUUGAAGACACAGGCUGUGGAAUUGAUCCAGCCAAAUGGGAAACUGUAUUUGACAGUUUUGAACAAGCUGAUGCCUCAACCACUCGAAAGCAUGGUGGAACUGGUCUUGGACUAAGCAUUGUGCGAACACUGGUGAACAAGAUGGGUGGAGAAGUAAAAAUUGUUAAGAAAGAUUCUCCAGGAAUUUUAAUGCGAUUAUACUUGCUUCUCAAUACACCUUCAGAUGGCAGUGAGCAGAGCUGCCAAGUUGACUUUUCAAAACCUACUGUGGUGGUGCUUGCUUUAGGUGGUAGCGUGGGAAGAGGGAUUACGUCGCAGUGGCUGCGCAGGAACAAAGUGUCCACCAUAGAAGCAAGUGACUGGAAGCAGCUGACACUAAUUCUUCCGGAACUCUUUAAUCCCACAAAUGAGUGCAAUGGCUCAGAGGAACAGCCUUCAUUAAGUGAACCGUUGGAAGAGGAGCAACCUUUAUCAAGUGAGGAACAGCCUUCACUAAGUCAAACAUUGAAAGAGGAAAUACUAAACAUAAAAGCCAUGAAGGAUCAAGUUUUCAUCAUUGUGGUUGAUAUAGGACUUCUUGAUUUUAAGGCUGGUAUAUGGUUGAGUCAACUUGAUUACCUGGAUCAAUUUACGGGGAAAGCAAAAUUCGCCUGGACGCUAAGCCAUAACAGCUCAAGUAUGGUGAAGGCAGAGCUUAGAAAGAGAGGGCAUGUAAUUGUGGUUAACAAACCGCUCUACAAGACAAAGAUGAUCCAAAUCUUGGAAGCUGCUUUACAGGGGAGGACUCUGGAGAUAGAGAUUUGUUCAAGUGACGGUGGAGCUUCAACAAAUAAAGCUCUUGUUGAUUGUGACAUUGCUGAUGCUUUAGUCCCUUUGAGUCUGGGAGACAAAAUAGAAAGACUCAUUAAUUCCAGACCAACUCGAUACCAGGAUUUCAUAAACCACCAUAUUGAGUUCACUGAUCAAAAUCCUGAACCAAGUAAUUCGAGCACAGAUUCAGAAAAUCAAUCUCAGAGCAGCCCAAAAUUACCUGACAAUGGACUUGAGAGUGGAAGGAGUAAGUCAAAGGGCAAGGAAAUAGCUUCCACUUCCGAUGAAAGUCAAAAUGGAAGUCCAACAUCCAAGAGGCAAAAAAUGGUCAGCAGUCCUCCAAAAGAGAAAGGUAGUUCAUCAUCAAGCGGAUGUGAUGAAGAAAAACUCCGGGGCUUGCAUAUACUAGUUGUGGAAGAUACAUUACUACUCCAGAUGGUAGCAGUUAAAAUUCUGCUCAAGGCGGGCGCAACAGUUAACGCUGUGUCAGAUGGAUUGCAGGCAGUGGAAGCGAUGACAAGCAUGAUCGAUUCACUGGUGAGAAGGAAUGAAGCUGUCAAGAAAGGACUAGAACCAGAGCCUUUAAAGAGCCCACCAUAUGACUUGAUACUAAUGGAUUGCCAGAUGCCAGUGAUGGAUGGAUACGAAGCUACGAAAGAAAUAAGGAGAAUGGAAGAGGGAACUAGGAUGCACAUCCAAAUUAUUGCUCAAACAGCCCAUGCAAUGUCAACGGACAGAGAAAAAUGCUUGGCAGUGGGGAUGGAUGGGUAUCUUACAAAGCCACUUCAGGACAAGAUAACGGUUGAGACCAUCAUGAAGCAUCUGGGCAGGAGCAUUGAUUAAGUUUUGACGGCCAUGGGAAAUAGAAGCUAACAAGUAACUAACAAGAAGAUGAAGAAGAAGAAGAAGAAGACCAGACCACCUUACCUAUCUGAACUACUAUAGUAGCUGAAAAAAUGUACAUUGGUUUGUUUCAGGAUUAUGCCUGUUUAGAACCUUUCAAUUUCAGCUACUGUUGUUGAACUUCUAUUUAGUGUAAGUCAGUGGGUUGUAAUGUUGGCCAUAU
This is a messenger RNA of Pistacia vera, 4236 nucleotides long. RefSeq names its product histidine kinase 1. Gene Ontology annotation, molecular function: phosphorelay sensor kinase activity. NCBI's taxonomy places the organism in Eukaryota, Viridiplantae, Streptophyta, Magnoliopsida, Sapindales, Anacardiaceae. The coding region runs from base 210 to 4013 and encodes 1267 amino acids. Gene Ontology annotation, biological process: phosphorelay signal transduction system; phosphorylation. The transcript has 13 exons. The record is from RefSeq and is a predicted model, not a curated record.